Molecule: messenger RNA, 1472 nt
Organism: Portunus trituberculatus (swimming crab)
Lineage: Eukaryota; Metazoa; Arthropoda; Malacostraca; Decapoda; Portunidae
Exons: 4
Coding region: 85-510 (141 amino acids)
Source: RefSeq, a predicted model, not a curated record
CGUUGCCGCACUCACUCACUCACUCACCAGUACAAACAGUCUGCCUUCCUCUACCCACGUACUGCAACACGAGCCAAAGUCAGAAUGGACAAAAAAGUGUUCUUUGUGGUGAUGGCGAUGGUGGCGGGGGUGACGCUCGCUCAAACAGCGGAGAAAGUCAAAUGUUACGUGUGCACCGGCUAUGAUCCCAACGUGAAAGAUGACCAGCUGACCAACAACAAGAACUGCCCCCAGGAACACUUCGACAAGGCCAAGAUCAGCACGGUGGAGGCUGAUGUGUGCCAGGCCAUGCUGUACAGGACGGGCGGGAACAUCACCACAAAACGCAGUGAGAUGGGCGCUAGUCUGACGAAGCACAACACGAGAAAAGCAGACACGCUCAUUAAAGGUUACUACUGCAGGAGUGACCUAUGCAACGCCCACGAUCCUUCAGCCGCCCCUCCCUCCACCGCCCUUCACCUGGCGCUUCCGUUCUUCACCCUCCUACCUGUACUACUCUACCGGACUUAACCCCUUCAGUACUAGGACGCAUUUUUUACCACGAGUUUUGGGUGUGAUUAGACGAUUUUAUUUACAUUAGAAAGGGUCAAUGAAGGUCAGGAGAUUAAUGGCCUGAAUCUUCACUGUUUUAAUCACCCCCACAUAAAUUUCUGAAGCUGUAUAAAUUCACCCCAUAGUAAGCAGAAUGAAUAUGAAGACGUGUCAUGGUACCGCAGAGGUUGUUAAGAUGCAGGAGUGUCACUGUUUCGCUUGUCACUGCUCGUCACUAUCAAGCAGAAUUUUCAUCAUAAACUUAUUUUUCUGUAGAAUUGUCACUGUUCAUCUCUUAUUCUUAUCUCUCUCCACUUUCCUAAAAAUAAUUUGAGAUAAUCGUGCAAAAAUUGUCUUAGAUAUUUUGUGGUCUAGAUUUCUCUCUCUCUCUCUCUCUCUCUCUCUCUCUCUCUCUCUCUCUCUCUCUCUCUCUCUCUCUCUCUCUCUCAAUAUUUGCAUUUUUCACUGACACAUACAUACAUUUUUUUUCUUAUCAGUGACUUUUCUUUCCUUUUUUUGAUUAAACCGAUUUUUCUGUGAUAUAAAGGAAGACAAACAGCCUAUUGCUCUCUCUCUCUCUCUCUCUCUCUCUCUCUCUCUCUCUCUCUCUCUCUCUCUCUCUCUCUGUAGUGUAUUUCGUAAUAUGUAAUUCAGUCACUUAGUCUCGUUAAGUCUCUCAUUUACUGGAUUACGACUCAUUAAGCUGGUCUCAGGAAGCAUGGAAGAUGUGUGUAGCGCAAUAAAAAUAAGAAGUGUAGUGAAUGAAAAAAAAAAUGUAGAAACAACUAACAUAGAAAACGAACUCACCCAGUAGACAUUUUUAAGGAGGACUAAGAGAAAAUGUAAGUGUGGGAGUAAAGGCUAUAUUUUAGAAGAAAGCGUGUAGAAUGACCGACUGAUUGAGUGAGUGUCGUGACUGUGCAAGUAAACUGAUUGACUGA